Messenger RNA from Suillus plorans, 351 nucleotides. RefSeq lists its product as uncharacterized. The transcript has a single exon. The record is from RefSeq and is a predicted model, not a curated record. Lineage: Eukaryota; Fungi; Basidiomycota; Agaricomycetes; Boletales; Suillaceae. The annotation marks the transcript as partial.
AUGUCAACAAGCCAAGCUAAAGACCGUCCAAAAGUGCCUUUUUUGAGUACACACCCUCAAUAUGAAUCAAAUGUACUGCGAGUUCGGCUUGUACAAGAUCGUGUUAUUCCUGUGCCUAUUGGUCCGCGUAUUCCACGACGAGAUCAGCCAAAGGCAUAUCCCAGGUACUGUCGGUUGAUGUUGAUCUUAUUCAGACCAUGGCGUGUUUCUAAAGACCUUCGAUCUCAAGGUCAAAAUUGGGAAGAAGCAUUCGCAGAAUUUCGUGCUACUAUUGAUAGUCGGUCGUUGCAAGUCAUGAAUGACAUGCAGAUAUUGCAUGAAUGUCGUGAUAGUCGGGACGAUUAUUUCGCA